Messenger RNA from Pteronotus mesoamericanus, 1600 nucleotides. It is a transcript of the gene DOK1, whose product is annotated as docking protein 1. The coding region runs from base 13 to 1473 and encodes 486 amino acids. Gene Ontology annotation, biological process: cell surface receptor protein tyrosine kinase signaling pathway; positive regulation of MAPK cascade; Ras protein signal transduction. The record is from RefSeq and is a predicted model, not a curated record. NCBI's taxonomy places the organism in Eukaryota, Metazoa, Chordata, Mammalia, Chiroptera, Mormoopidae. The transcript has 5 exons. Gene Ontology annotation, cellular component: cytoplasm.
CCGCCGGGGGCCAUGGACGGGGCUGUGAUGGAAGGGCCGCUCUUCUUGCAGAGUCAGCGUUUCGGUACCAAGAGGUGGAGGAAGACCUGGGCCGUGCUCUACCCGGCCAGCCCCCACGGCGUCGCGCGCCUCGAGUUCUUUGACCACAAGGGGUCGAGCUCCGGAGGGGGCCGAGUGGCCUCGCGCCGCCUGGACUGCAAGGUGAUCCGUCUAGCCGAGUGUGUGAGCGUGGUGCCCGUGGCUCUGGAGAGUCCCCCCGAGCCUGGAGUCGCCGCCUUCCGCCUGGACACCGCACAACGCUCCCACCUGCUGGCAGCCGACGCGCCGUCCAGUGCCGCCUGGGUGCAAACGCUGUGCCUCAACGCCUUUCCGAAAGGCAGCUGGGCUCUGGCGCCUGCCGAGAACCCACCCAAGCUUUCUGCCCUGGAGAUGCUGGAGAACUCGCUGUAUAGCCCCACCUGGGAAGGAUCCCAGUUCUGGGUAACCGUGCAGAGGACUGAAGCUGCUGAGCGCUGUGGCCUGCAUGGUUCCUACGUGCUGAGGGUGGAGGCUGAGAGGCUGACCCUCCUCACUGUGGGAACUCAGAGUCAGAUACUGGAGCCACUUCUUUCCUGGCCCUAUACUCUGUUGCGUCGCUAUGGCCGAGACAAGGUAAUGUUUUCAUUUGAGGCUGGCCGGCGCUGCCCCUCCGGCCCUGGAACAUUCACCUUCCAGACAGCACAGGGAAAUGACAUCUUCCAGGCUGUUGAGACUGCUAUCCAACGGCAGAAGGCCCAGGGCAAGGCUGGUCAGGGACAGGAUGUUGUUAGAGCUGAUUCCCAUGAAGAACUGGCAGAGCGGAAGCUGGCUUCCCACCCUGGUGCCCAGGAGCUACCUGGCAGCCCUCCAGCCCUGUAUGCUGAACCCUUAGACUCUCUGCGCAUUCCUCCAGGUCCUUCCCAGGAUUCUCUGUACUCAGACCCUUUGGACAGCACCCCUGCACUGGCAGGGGAGGGGGUGCAGUUAAAGAAAACUCUCUAUUGGAACUUGUAUGAGCAUGUGCAGCAGGAGUUGAUGAAAGCCAAGCUGAAGGACCCCAAAGAGGACCCCAUCUAUGAUGAACCUGAAGGCCUGGCCCCAGCCGCUCUCCGGGGCCUUUAUGAUUUGCCUCAGGAGCCCAAGGAUGCAUGGUGGUGCCAGGCUCGACCUGGAGGAGUGAAGGAGGAGGGCUAUGAGCUCCCCUACAACCCUGCCACUGAUGACUACGAAGUGCCUCCCCCUUCUCGGAUCACAAAGCCCCUCCCAGCUCCCAAGCCCCAGGGCCUGGCCUUCCCUGAACCUGGUGCUGCAACUGGCAGUGGCGGCAAAGGCCACAGCUCGGACACUGCCCUGUACAGCCAGAUCCAGAAGGGCGGAGCCUCAGGGAGCUGGGACUGUGGGCUCUCGAGAGCAGGGGCUGACAGGACUGGGGUCAAGUCAGAGGGCUCCACAUGAGAAGUGGGGCAAGGCUGGGGUUGCUAUAGAACCAUGAAAAAGUGCACUGGGGAAUCAAAGAAACCUGUUAGAACCAGUGGGGAGCAGAGGGCUGGAGGGGCUGUCUGAGACUAGGGGAACAGGCAGA